Molecule: messenger RNA, 588 nt
Organism: Meriones unguiculatus (Mongolian gerbil)
Lineage: Eukaryota; Metazoa; Chordata; Mammalia; Rodentia; Muridae
Product: protein S100-A13-like
Exons: 3
Coding region: 198-494 (98 amino acids)
Biological process (GO): positive regulation of canonical NF-kappaB signal transduction; positive regulation of cell population proliferation
Cellular component (GO): perinuclear region of cytoplasm
Molecular function (GO): RAGE receptor binding
Source: RefSeq, a predicted model, not a curated record
AAAGAAAGGGCCAUUGGAGUAGAGGCCGCUCAGGGGAUGUUACCACACUCAGAGAACUCUAAGAAAACCCCUUGCAGCACUCAGAAAGACCACUACAGAGAUAUAUCCCCAAGACAGACACUCAGACUCGAGAGUCAUAAAGAAAGGAUUUCUGCAGGUCAGUCUGUGAGGACAUCAGCUCCUUCUUUGGAGUACUGAUGGCAGCAGAGCCCCUGACUGAACUGGAGGCGGCCAUUGGGACCAUAAUGGACAUAUACCACAAUUAUGCAAUAAUGGAAGAAGGAGCUCCCAGACUGAGUUUCAAUGCUUUUAAUAAAAUGGUCACCCAGCAGGUGCCUCAUUUUCUCAAGGAUGUGGGCUCUCUAGAUGAGAAGAUGAAGAGCUUGGACGUGAACCAGGACUCGGAGCUGAAGUUCAAUGAGUACUGGAGAGUGACUGGGGAAUUUGCAAAGGCAAUUUGGGAGGAGAAUGUCCUGGAGGUCCUGAAGACAUAAAGCCUGCUUGUCGGGAUGGGGGUCAGCAGGGUCUGCUGGGCUGGGGCAGGCAGAACUCCCCUCCCUGCAAAUAAAGCUUCCUCCUUGAAACACA